This is a messenger RNA of Lethenteron reissneri (Far Eastern brook lamprey), 5984 nucleotides long. RefSeq names its product monocarboxylate transporter 7-like. Gene Ontology annotation, molecular function: monocarboxylic acid transmembrane transporter activity. Gene Ontology annotation, biological process: monocarboxylic acid transport; transmembrane transport. The record is from RefSeq and is a predicted model, not a curated record. Lineage: Eukaryota; Metazoa; Chordata; Hyperoartia; Petromyzontiformes; Petromyzontidae.
CACCCCGAAACGUCGGUGCCGCGCUAACCAGCGCCGGUUUAUUUAAAAGCCGGCCGCGCACCGAGACCGAACGCUGCUUCGUCUCGGUCACGGCGUGGCGCGCGGUGGACAGAGACCGGGAGCCGGCCGGGCAGUCGGUCGGUCGUGGUGUGGGGUGGGGGUGGUGGUGGUGGUGGUGUCUGGUCCGGGCCCCACCGGUCACUUAACCCGAGCUACCGGCCACCAGGUGAGACCUCCCAUCCACACCGGGGGGCUACGGACUCCUCCGCACGCCGGCCCGGCUUGGCUGCGUGCGUCGGGCAGAGCUGCCGGCAUCGUUGCGAGCUGUGGGCAGCUGCGGGGUGACGAGGAGGGGAGGACCCAGGGAGGAGCAGGAGGAAGAGGAGAACAAGGCGGAGGAGGAGGAGGCAGAGGAGGAAGCGAUGGGCAUGAGGGCGACCGGCGGCGGUUGUGGCCGGGCGGUGGGUGCGGCCCGCCCCCCCGACGGCGGUUGGGGCUGGGCGGUGGCGGCCGCCUUCUUCGUGGUGGAGGCGCUGUCGUACGGCACCAUCAAGGCGUUCGCCGUCUUCUUCAACGACCUGCUCGCCGAGUUCAACGCGACGCCGAGCGCCGUUUCCUGGGUCAUGUCCAUCUGCGUCUUCACCAUGACCUUCACCGGCCCCGUGUCGACGGUGCUGAGCAACCGCUUCGGCAGCCGCCCCGUGGUGAUGCUGGGCGGGCUGCUGUCGUGCGCGGGCUUCGUGGGCGCCUCGUUUGCCCGCUCCAUCACGGACAUGUACAUCUCCAUCGGCCUCGUGAGCGGGCUGGGCUUCUGCCUCAGCUUCGUGCCGACCGUCACCGCCCUGUCGCUCUACUUUGAGCGCCGGCGCGCCCUCGUCAUGGCCGUCGCCUCCACGGGCGAGUGCUUCGCCAUGUUCGCCUUCGCGCCAGGCUUCCACCUGCUCAAGGAGAGCAUGGGCUGGCGCAACGCCAUCCUCGUCAUCGGCGCCAUGCAGCUCAACAUCACCGUGUGCGGCGCCCUGCUGCGCCCGCUCCCCGAGCGCUCCCAGCCGGAGCGGCGGCGGGAGGCGGCCGAUGGCGGCGGCGUCGACGGAACCGACCUCUCGGCCGACGAUGGCGAGAAGUCGUCGCUGGAGGCUCGCUACAAACUCGAGAACGAGCAGACCGUCAGGUCGGUCGACUCGGGCGACUCGGGCGACUCCGGCAUCAAUGUCGGUGGCGCCGUCCCGCCGACGGCGCGGGGGGAAAGUGACGAUGGCCGGCCCGAGUCGCGGCAGAGCCGGAGCGGUUCGGAACUGGCGAAGCCUCCGGGCGGCACGGGCGAGCGAGCGAAGCUGCUGGACUUUGCGCUGCUGCGCGAGCCGCAGUUCGUGUGCUACGCGCUCUUCGGGCUCUUCGCGACGCUCGGCUUCUUCGCGCCGCAGAUGUUCCUCGUGCCGCUGUGCGUCAGCCUGGGCCUGGCCGAGCAGCAGGCCGCCUACCUGCUCUCCACCAUGGCCGUGGCGGAGGUCGGGGGCCGCGUAACGGCCGGCGCGCUGUUCGGCCGCCGCCCCCUGCCGGCGCUGCACCUGGAGCUGUGCUGCGUGUGCGGCCUGGCGCUGGUGCUGCUGGGCUUCCCACUGGUGAGCGACUUCUGGGGGCUGGCGGCGUGCAGCGCGCUGUUCGGCCUGGCGUUCGGCAUGGUGGCGAGCACGCACAUCCCGCUCCUGGCCGAGGACGACGUCGUCGGGGUCGCCCGCAUGUCCUCCGGCGUGGGGAUUUACUUCUUCACGCAGAGCUUCGCCGGGCUCACGGGCCCGCCCAUCGCCGGCUGGCUGGUGGAGGCCACGCAGCGCAACUACGCGAUGGCCUUCUACACCUCGGCGGGCGGCGUGGCGCUGGGUGCCGCUUUCCUGGCGCUGGUGCGGCCCUGCCGCUGGAGGAGGAGAAGGGGCCAGGCGCGGGCCGGCCCUGGCGAGGAGGAGCCUGGCACGUCCCCGGUCGUCGACAUCCCGCUCUCCCGCAAGGCCUCCGAAGACGACGAUGACGACGCGUUCUGGGAGAUGGACUUGCCGGAGAGCGGCGCUCGUUCCGGCGCCGUGUGAGACGCGGUGGUCGCCGUCUCUCCGUCCCUGGUUUUUGUUCCGAUAAUUUGAAAUUCGCUCUUGUUCUCACGUCGCCGCAUGCCUGACGGACUCCGAUAAAUCACGAGUGCCGGUCUGCCUCGUUAUCGACGUCGUCGUGGUCAUCGUAGUCCGUCCCGACGGCGGUGCCUGCCUCGCGCCGCUACCAAACCACUCGGAAUUCGCACUCGCUUGAAAACCGAGAAUCCCCCGCGUCACUUGGGCCGUCGCGGCGCGCUGCUCUGGACAUCAUCGCGUGGUCCGGCCUCGAGGCGCCGGCAUCCGCAAGCGUGUCUGGGCGUCGGCCAGGCCCCUGCGCCCUCCUGUGGCUGGGGGCGGCCUUCGUAACCCGCAUUCUAGCGGAGGUCGCUGCUGUGCCAGACGUCGGCGCCGGCGGCCGGAGUGAGUUUCCCAGAAACUCGUGGAUCCGAAGUCAAGUGGCCCCCCUGGUCCCACAACCGCUCUUACUUUCCCGUGGGCUCCCCAAUCAUUUAAAUCCAUUUAAUAGUUUGGGUCACGUGAUUGUUUAUGGUCAUCUGAUCCCAGCUGUUCGUUGGGAGCGACUGCUCCUGAUUUCACGGUUCCUUUGAUAUAUCGCAGUAGUUUCAUGAGUAAUCAGAUCCGAUGGGUCCUUCGGCUCAUUUUAGAUCCUCAUCGCGAUGGAGGGUCAUCUUAUCCCAUUGUGUCUCUUGAUCCCAUGGCUUCCCUGAUACUACCCCAGACAGUCUGAUGAUAUGGGUCUUCCCAUCGUCGUUAUGCUCAUCUGCUCUGUAGGUGGGCCCCUGAUCUCAAUGGGUCCCUGCGAUCCCACAGUACACGGGGUCGCGGGUAUCCGGGUUCGUCCGUACGUGGGCGUUGCCCGUAUGCGGGGGUCGCGGGUAUGGGAGGUCGUGGGGUCGCCCGUACUUGGUCGCACGGUGGAAUGUAUCGUUUGGUAUCACUUGAAAUCUGCACUAAGACUGUGAGCGCCGUGGCAUUGGCGUGCAGGCUCCGGCGGCAUCGCCCCCGCGGAGUUCGCUUAAACCGAUCAAACCCCCGUUACCGUGGAGAUGGAGCCGUGUGGCCGAUGGAGUUUUUUUUGUUCUCUCUCUCUCCAAACAAAGCGUUUGUCUCGUUUCUUUUUGAAGGUGGCGAGAGUGCGAGCGCCGCCUUGAGUGUGUCGUUUUUUUUCUUUCUGUUUGGUUCUGCGAGAUAUGACGACGUGCGUGUACACCUAGCCUGCCACGAGCACUGGUGAUGUCGCCGAUACUUGGCAGCUAUUGGCACCUGCUGCUGUUGUGGGGAGGGUGAGGGGCGGGGGGGUGUGAAGUAAAUUUGCAUAGAGCAAACGUCGUGGCAUUAAAUCCCCCCCCCCCCUCCACCACAUAUCCCCGAAACAUAAAUUAGCAUUUUCAUCGCACUUCUAAUUACCGGGGCGAUGGGAUUCGCCCAUUUUUUUUGGUUUGUUCGGAGCAACUUUAUACAACGUUUCAGUUGAGUGCACUGUUGUUACCACACGCGGUCGGAAACGACGUGUCAUCAUUUACAUCGUCACGGCCGCGCGGGUUUGCUAGCUCGUUCGCUCUCUCUCGCAUGCAGUGUCCGUCCGUUAUAGCGCUCCUCUCUGAAAGUCCUGGACAUCGCAUGUCUUGAACAGGCGGAGUUCGCCUCCGUUUAAGGUACUUGUGUUGUAUUUUGUUGAGUUUUUUUGGGCUCGGAGCUGCGAGCGUCUCUUAAUAAUGUAGCAUGGAGCAACUAAUUAUCGCAGCGAGUGUCGGACUUAACGUCUUUGUGCAAUCUCUCCGCGGCGUUUCCCCACCGCGCCGCUGCUGCUGCUGCUGCGGCCGCGUGCUGGAAUGGUUUUGCCUGUAGCUGUCACGCGCCUCUGCCGCCGCUGUCUCCGUUACGUUUACACAGCGCUGCCUGACCUCAUUCAACCGACCAGUUGUGACCCACUCGGCCUUCGGCCACGCUGCGCCUGUACCACAGCUCAACGCGCACAACGCCGAGAUCCGGAUGAUCCGGCUCGGGGGCCCAGGGCUUCCACUGCAGCCGAUUUUGUGUCUGGGUCGGCAAAUAUUUUCCGCACAAGGCACACUGCAUCCUGCAUACUUCCUCUCUGACUACUCGUCACGUGCCCACCUACACCCGCGACCCGGACAAUACCGAGAGAGGGAGAAGUUGAGCCCUGGAGCACUGGACGUCAUCUACCUCCUCACUGCAGGAGCCUCUCCGGAAGGGGAAUUAUUUGUGCCCAUUUGUCUCUUAAUGUAAUGGGCGAGUGACUGUGCGUUUUGCUGUUUUCGUUUAACGCGCAUUCGGAAGGUGUAACGAAGAGCGUCAAUUAGAUAUUUUUGUUUAAAUCCCUGCAUUCAAACUCGCGUCUGACCCCCCCCUGACCUAACAGAUUUUCCAGGACGGCCACAACAAGGCAGAUUCUAGGACACCCAGGAUCGGUGGCAACUCCCAUAAUCGCAUCACGCGUUUCAGGAAUGCUCUCUUUUUGAACAGAAUUUAUUUUUUUUGUAGCCACCAGAUUUCUGGCAAGCAACGGUAAUCGAUUCGCUGAUUUGAAAUCGAUUCGUGUGCUCUUGACGCCAUCAAUUCCUGUGUGUUAGAACCUGUUUUUAAGAUUUAUAAAAAAAAAUUAACGAUUUUGUUUUUUUACCGCUACGUAUUCCGGCAAUUCGCAACGAAAUCGAGUCGCAAAAUUCACUACGCCGGAAUUUCCGCUUGUACUACAAGGCGGGGGGGGGGGGGGGGGGGAGAGAAUCUCAAGCGGUUGAAUCGAAACUGCGGCUUGAUCGAAUCGUGCAGUAAGGGGAGGCGGUGGAGGGCGGUCAAUCCUAACAUCCCCAUCUGCCCCCUGAACCCCCCCCUCCCCUUUCAGGGGAACAUUACACCAAAUGAAGGCCCCAGUCCUGUCUCCCGAGUGAGAUCGGACGUGGCUGAAGCGAUUUCAAUUCUGGGAGGCUCCCGAGCUCCGAUAUUCCCCCCCCCCCCACACCGCUCUUUCCCACUGGCACAUCCGAGUCGUCCCAGGGCGGCGGGCCCCUCACGGUACUGGUCUGUGCCCCCCCCCCCCCCGCCCCCCACUAGAUGUUUAUUGAAGUUGAGCCGAAAACGAACUGUGUUGCUCCCAUUGGCCUCAAAAGAUACGACGCCGUAAUGUGGCCCCCGGGGACCGAGAGGGGAAGUCGUACGGUGACUCGUUCACUGCGUGUGACGUCAGCGGCAUAGCACGGCUCGGCUUCUACAGUGGAAAAAAAAAACCUUGGCACCUCCUUUGUAAGCGGCGCUGGGGCUGGCACGGCACAGCCCUGGCGCGGCUCGGUUGUGCAGUGGGGGGGGGGGGGGUGUGAACGCUGUAUGUGCACUGUCUGAUUUAAUGUUUUGUGGUUGCACUAUCGCGGCCACUGCUUACGUCUCGAGAACGCGCCAGGAGAAGGAGGGGGCGGACUGCUCUUUAAAGAGUGGGAAGCGGAGAGGGGCGGCGAUGACCUCGUGACCUUCGUCUCGUGAGCUGUUCUCGCGAGUUGGCGUGAAGAGCCACCACCUUUUGACUAAUUGGGGAUACAACGUUUGUGGGGCUGGAGUUGAGUGGGGGGGGGGUGUCUAUAGGAGCCAGUGGCUCCACGUGUAUGUAUGUCUGUUUAAAACUAAACAUCAUCAUCUUGCAUGUGCGGAGAUGUUCAUCGAUUGUAAAUUUGCCGUGCCGUAUUUAUUCUCGAUGGCAGUCGAUAGUGGCAUUUGAUCGUCAUUAUUAUUGGCAUCGUCAGUGGCGGCAAUAAUAAUUGGGCAAAAUUCAUCGUGCAGUGCCACGCGUGCGCCCAUGUUGAAAUGCACGGUCUACUUUUAAAUUAUGCAAUAAAAUUCUCAUCGAUGAGGAGUCUUCAUAAUUGU